Molecule: messenger RNA, 3664 nt
Organism: Dimorphilus gyrociliatus
Lineage: Eukaryota; Metazoa; Annelida; Polychaeta; Dinophilidae
Source: the annotation of a GenBank genome assembly
AGUCCGUUUUAGCAGACGACAACUAAACUAACACCGAAUCAUACGACGAAACAUAUCCUCCUACCUCACUUUUCCGAUUCUUAUCGAAAGCACACUUUUAUUUUAAUCAACAAGCUGUGCAUUUGCUGGAAUCAGAUUUGUUAAAGAGAAAAUGUGUCGCUUCGAGAAGAAAUGAAUUUACAAUAGUAAUACAUUCCUUUCAUGAUUAGUCAUCUGUUACGAAAAAUGAGAGGAUCCAUAAAAAGGAAAAUUCAAAGUGGCUACAGGCAUCAUUACGUUAGUCAAUGUAUAACUGGUUGCUUGGGAUGUAGGUGGAAAAGGUAUAGGCAAUCUAGACAUGCCACAAGAUGGGAACACAUUUUAUGGAUUAUAUACUUUUUGGUAACGCUAGCAUUUAUUGUUUUUUGGUUCCUCUAUUGGAUUGCUAUCAAAAAUGAUUCGAAUAACAUUAAUUGGUAUGUCUUUGAGAAACUUCACAAAUGGUUGGACGUUUACAGACUUGUUUUAGCCCUUACGGGAACAACUUUUGCAUAUUUAUUACUAAUAGCAAUACUCCUUAUUAGUCACUUAAUUCUUGGAUAUCAAUUAUAUAUUCAUAUACUGCAUAGAGGUGUUUUCACCUUGAUAAUUAUAAUGUGUGUAAUAUUUGUGAUUCUCUUAUCAAAGAUCUAUAAGGAGGGUUACCCCCUUCUUAAUCAAUCCAUGAUGGCAAUGGCACCCUUCGUAUGGAUGUUGGUGGUUGUCUUUCUUACUGGUUGUUCUUGGCUUGUAGGUAACAAAUACGUUACGCUACAAGAAAAAGUCCAUAAAGCAGCCUUAGUGACUAUAUAUGCAAUUAUCAUGCUAUUUUGUUAUCUUUUUGCUAUUGGAAUCGAAUCGCCUUGUUUUACGUCCCAGAUAUCAGCCAAACCUAGAUUCGUCGCUCAUCGAGGGGCAUCAGCAAUAGGCCCUGAAAAUACCAUAUACUCUUUUAAUAAGGCCUUAGAACACGGAGCUUUCGUUUUAGAAUCUGACGUCGUUCAAACAGCGGAUGGCGAACUUAUUUUAUUGCACGAUAAAACUUUCCGUAGAACUACCAAUAUAAAAGAUAUUGAAGGAGGAAAAUUUAAAAAUACUGAACCUUGCGCAUUAAACUACUCAUUUAUUGAAACCUUGGAUGCAGGUUCCUGGUUUUUGGAACAAGAUCCUUUUCGCACUAAGAGCUCUUUAACAGAUGUUGAAAAAGCGGAAAUUAGGAAACAAAAGAUACCUCGCUUAAGCGAUUUAGUCGAUUUAGCGACAAAGGCAAAUGUGAGUAUAUUGUUUGAUUUGAAUAGAUCAACUGCUUGUGAUGGGAAGAACGCUACAAGUGAAGAAACGAAAAUGCGUGACAUACACUUCAAUGAUCAAGCUAGAGAAAUUAUUGAAAAUUCAAAACUUCCCAAAAGAAAUGUUUGGUGGUUAGAAUCUGCUAAAACUUCAAAACCAAUUGAAUUUACAUUAGUUGGAGAGGGAAAAAGUGGAUAUCAAACUGUUGAAGAAUUGAAAGAAAAGAAAAUAGAUUUGGUUAAUUAUCAGCAUAUUGUAUCCAGAUAUGGAGAAGAUCUUAAAGCUUAUAAAUAUAAUAAUAUUUCAACAAACGUCUACGUGGUUGACGCAAGUUGGUUGUUUUCUGUUUGUUGGUGCGCAGGAAUUGAGAGUGUAACUACAAAUGAAAUUCAAAACUUGUCGAAGCUGGCAUCUCCUGAUUGGAGAAUGUCAAAGUUAGUUUGGAGAAUACUUAUAGCCAUCUUCACUGUAUUAUCAGCCUCAUUCGCAACUUUGGUUAUUGUUUGCAGCGCCAGACGGCAUCGGUUGAGAAGGACGUCGUCGGUAUCGUUAAGUAGCGAACAACGAACGUCACUGUCUAGUUCUCGAAAGGCUGUCAGCUUCAUACAAAUUUCCACGCCAACAGGAGGAAAGGAACAGCUGUUGGACGAUCGCGGAACAGAGAGUUUAUCAAUCUCGCGGAAGACGGAAAUGGAAGCGGAUAUGGAACCGAGGAUGAUUCCCCAACUUUCGAUAUCCGUAACUUCUCUAGCGGAUCCGAUAGCUACCAAGGCACCCUCUAACAUCGAAAAGUACUAGAGAAAAAGAAUCCUGUGAUUUUAUUGUUAAUCAGAUAGUUGUUUCUUUUUCCUUCUUUCUUUAAGCUGUACAAGAUAUAGAAAUACAUCUUUUUCCUACAUAGAUAAUUUGACUAAUUUGCUUAAUUAUUACAUAGGAUCAGUUCUCUGAUCAUCUAUUUCCUAAGUUUAUUAAUUUAUUUUAGAUCUAUAGUAGCUUAUGACCCUACCUCAUAUUCUUCCUUUAACAAAAUUCCUUCAUCCUUUAUAUUACCAAAAAAAUCCUUUGAAAAAGAAAAACCGUUUUGCUCCUUUUAUAGUCUGAGGGGACACAAAACCCUUUCUGAAAAAGGAAUACAAUAUUUUUUAGUUGAAAUUAUCAAGAAAAUCAUUACAAAUUUUCAUUUGCACGCUCUUAGAAGCAAUUAUUUCCCAACGUUACCCGUAAUAUAAAGAAUUAAAAGCUAUCUUCCACCGUUGUUUAUGAUAGAAACAUUAUUUUUAUACCCUAAAUGGUACCCAACUUUUCCUUGAUCUAUUGUACCUAGUUAUAUUCUAUUAGUGAUGGAAGAAUACACGAAUUAUUUAGGUAUUAAAUGAUAAUCGAUCGUUACAGCUUUCAUUCGACUAACAGUGCAUAACUUGUAAAUUCUUCACUAUUCAUCAGGCAAAGAGUUAUUGUCUUCCAUGACAAGGCCUCUUUUUAUUAUAGUACUAAAGGGCUUUAAUUUCAAAACAAACUAAAUUCUAUGGCAUGAAAAGGUUGGAAAAGUUUAUGGGAAUGAUCUUUACCAAGUUGAUAACUGCUUUUAAAUAUGAUAAUUGUUUUUUUUUUCAAUACAUUCUCUUUCGAUCUAGUUUUGGGACGCAACACCCAUUAAUACACUUAAGACUUGAAGAGGUUAGAUGUUGGGAGUUUUGCAAUUGGCAAACAGUUUCUAAAAGAGGGGAACUAAAGUAUAGAAGAGAAAUUCUUUAAUCUCUUAUCGAAAAGAGACAGAUGGGUAGGUUUUCAAAAUAGUAAAUAAUGGUGAAAAAAAACCUGAUUCAAAGGUUACGUUCUUUCCGCAUUCCAAUGUCGGCUUACUCAACACCAUUUCCAAAAAGCAUCCAUUGAAGAAAUAUAAUUACGCUUUCAGCUAAGGAGGAUUGACGAAAGAAGAAAGAGAGGAGAAAUGGCAGUUUGUUACUAUUACAAGUAUAGUAGAAGUACAUAUUGAGCCUUCAAAAUCAUAUCUGAACCCAGCAUUAUUAUUUACGCUCCAAGCAUAACUAUUGUGAAUCACAUUUAUUAUCGAAAGAGAGAAAAACAACCUACAUCGACUGGAAAAAUAAGGACGAAGAAAUAAUGGAUUCUUUCUUUUCUUCUUCAUUCUCUCCGUCUGUAUAACUAUUGGAAAAAAAAUACUUGAUAUGACAAGCCCGAAGGUUACAAAAUAUUUUUAAAGAACUUGUAUGAAUGGAAAUCUAGUUUGAAAAAAUUAGAAAUACAUUCUAUACUUGAUGCAUUAUCAUUCUUAUAUAACAUAUUGUUAUUUUCUCCGUAGUAGUUUGUUUUUGUGUGAUAUUUACGUAAGAAG